AUGAGUGCUGAUCAACCAGCCACGCCCUCGUCGUCCUCGGCGACCUGGCAACCCACCACGAUUUCGACCACGACGGACGGCGAGUCCUCGGCGACCCAAAGCACCGCGAGCGGCGGCGACGCCACCAAUGCCAUCACAUUUGACGAGCCAAAGGGCUUCGUGUACAAACCCCAGAACUACAUUAACAUAGAGUUUGUACUGGCUAGCGGUGUCAAGGUUACGGACGUGACGUGGUUUGUCAACAGCGUCGGACGCGAUCUGCAGAAAGUGGAUGGUUGUGCAGGGUUGGAUUACAAUGACCCCGAAAUGCAGAGCCGAGCACGACAAGCCGUCGAGUGCAAUGUGUCCGGCAUAAUUGAAAGGCUGCGCUCGCAUCUCGGUAAACCCAUGAUCUUCAGCAUCGACUGGACUGCCGGAGACUCGAGGCAGGGCAAUGCAACCUCGCCUGCCUUUUCCAUCGUCAAGACCGAGUCCGAAAUGGCGGACGCCGUGGAAAAGCUCCGGAAGUCGUCGUACGCCAACUCCACAGUGGUGCCGGCCAAAGACGACAGUGUCACCACAGCUGUCACCAGCGGUACCCUGUUCACCGCCCCUGCCCUGCCCACCAGCGGCGGCAACAGCAGCGGCGCAUCCAACGUCUCCACCGUCGGCGCCUCGCACGGCGGACACAGAGGCGGCCUGAGCACCGGCGCCGUCGUCGGCAUCGCGGUGGGCGUCGUCGUCGCCGCGCUGCUCGCCGCCGCGUUGUGCCUCUUCUUCUUCCUGCGCCGGCGCAGGAACAAGACGGCCGUCGCCGCGCGCGAGGAUCAGACGCGCGCCGAGCAGGAGAAGCUCUCGAGCUUCCCCAAGGACGGCGGCGGCGGCGGCGGCGCCAACGCCUCGGACGCGGCCAUCGCGCCGUACCGCGACGAGCACAUUCUCGCGGGGACCGGCAGCGGCAACGCGCGGGGCCUGGACGAGCACGACGAGCACGCGGUGCCGCUGCAGCAGCAGCCGCACGGGAGCCUGGACGGGGAAAGCGGCAGUCGCGCGGCCGAGCAGACGCCCCACGGCGGCGUGUCGCGGCACCUCGUCGAGGACGGCAUGACGGCGGCCGAGAUAAGGAGGCUGGAGGAGGAGGAGGCGCACCUGGACAGUGAGAUUCAGCGUGCGGGCGGAAGACGCUAA
Akanthomyces muscarius is the source of this 1167-nucleotide messenger RNA. RefSeq lists its product as uncharacterized. The transcript has 2 exons. Lineage: Eukaryota; Fungi; Ascomycota; Sordariomycetes; Hypocreales; Cordycipitaceae. The record is from RefSeq and is a predicted model, not a curated record. Bases 1 to 1167 code for a protein of 388 amino acids.